Messenger RNA from Osmerus eperlanus (European smelt), 7469 nucleotides. RefSeq names its product POM121 transmembrane nucleoporin (gene pom121). NCBI's taxonomy places the organism in Eukaryota, Metazoa, Chordata, Actinopteri, Osmeriformes, Osmeridae. The record is from RefSeq and is a predicted model, not a curated record. Gene Ontology annotation, molecular function: structural constituent of nuclear pore. The transcript is spliced from 13 exons. Gene Ontology annotation, biological process: RNA export from nucleus; protein import into nucleus. Gene Ontology annotation, cellular component: nuclear pore. Bases 30 to 3911 code for a protein of 1293 amino acids.
UCAAAGUCCUCCGGCGGCGCGGUGCCGCCAUGUCUCCAAGAGAGAAGCGGUUCAUAGCGCUUAUCUCUCUUGUGUUCUGUGCUAUCGCAAUAUUCUGUCUAGCUCUCUAUUAUAUUCCAACCUUUCUAUACAUAACUUUAAUACUUGUAACCUGUUGCGUUGCCUGUUAUUAUCACACCGGAGAAUCCCUAUACGCUCGGUUGGGCCCUCAUCCACGCCGUGGACUGACUAUUCCGCCUGCGCUUCGACGCUGGUUUCCCGGAAGGACUGCAAACGGAGUACCAACCCCUGAACGACUCAGAAGUCGACCCAUAAAGGGGGAUAUUAGGGAUGCGGUAGCAUUUGCCGGCCAAAGACGUUUAGAGAGUCCUAUUUUUCGUAGAGACACGGCACAAAGUGACUCAUUACUGUUCAGUCCAAGGGAUAUACUCAUGGGAAGUUACAUUGGGAAAGCAGAAAGUCCUCCCGCUGUUGUGGGGAGGCCCAAAGCCGGUGCAAGUUUCGAGGCUAACCCAAACGCCCGAGAGCAACUUCGUGAAAGAUUGUCAAGACCUAACCAUGCUGUCUAUACGCCAAACAGAAGGCUGUCAUUCGGAGAACCCCUGAACAACAUGGGCAAGUUCACCAUCACCCCCCAGCGCCACUACCCUCUCCAACAGACGGGCACCUCUUCCCUAGGCAUCCUUCCCCCAGCCCAGUGGGACGGCUUUAGGAAGAAGAACAUUCUCACCGCCCGCAACUCGGCGGCGAUCCACAGCCCCGUCACGGUGAAGAUCGCCAGGCCAGAUCAUCACUCGACCAGGUCCCCUUUCUACGACCACCUGAACUCCCCCGGAGUCCUCGGGUCUCCUGCCCCGGCCGCUCCCGCAGACCCCUGCUCCAGGGAGACCGUGUUGAGCGUGCUGAAAGAGAGCCGCAAGAGAGAAGUCGAGGAGGAGGACGACAGGAGUUUCGUCGGAGGACAGAAAAGCAAACGGAGACGCAACGACAGCGGUGGGAGUGCCCAGUUCGCGUUUGAGCCGUUGCUGCCCAACGGGGCUCCAUCGCAGACGAUCCCUAAGCCGGGGAAUCUGAAACGAGGUAUCGCCGCUGCGGCGGAGGACUCCAUCAUGAAGAGGUCCCGGACAUCCUCCAUCAGCUCUGUGACCUGCGGCCAGGUCCCCAGCGGGACCUUGGGCUCAGCCCGCAACCCCAUACGGAGCUCCUACAGCUCCUCGCAGGGCUUCGCUCAGGGGAAGAAGACCUCCACCCGCAGCCUGUCUCCUCUCUCCAGCCCGGGGUCGUCCCGCUCGCAGACGCCAGAGAGAGCCUCGAAAAAACCCAGGGAGGAGGAGAUCUGCUCUCCCAGCUCUGCAUCCUCGUUGAGGUCGGACAAGACGGCCGCAGAUUCAGCCCCAGUCACUGGGAAGUUGACUCCGGCCCCCGAGGUCCCCCCCGCGGCGUCGUCCUCCAACUCAGCCGGAAGCGGGAAGAGGAAACGGAGGAUUCAGCUGGUGUCCAGUAGGAGAGGAGACCACAUCUCACUGCCCCCACCUCCUGAGUUGGGCUACACCAUCACUGUGAAAGACCUGGACCAGGAGAAAAGGGCUGCUCUCAGCCAGAUCCAGAAGGUUCUGGAAGAGCCAGCUCCAGAACCAGAGAAGCCAUCUCCUGCCCCGGCAGUCAGCACCCUGGCACAGCUGUCCUCAUCGACCAACACCACUCCGACACUGAGCAGCCUCCUCGCGGCCCCGCUGCCCACAGAGUCCGCCCCGGCGGCCCCCAUCCCUGUCAUCAACCUGGACCCCGCCCCUGCGACCACUGGCAGCACCACACCAGCCACCACAGCUGUCCCCGCUCCCUCCUCCAACCCCCUGCUGGAGUCUCUGAAGAUGAUGAGGGGGAACGCCGCAGCCAGCGCUGCCUCCACCGCUGCCUCCGCCGCAGCUCCCUCUGUCUCCGUGGCGACGUCGGGGAUGAUGCCGGCAGACUCCGGUGGCUCCGCCUUGAAGCGGAGCUCCACCAUGACUACCCCCCUCUCCGUGUCAACCCCAGUAUCCCUCUCCCAGCCCACCACAUUCCCCCUCGGCCAGCCGGCCAGCACCUUGCCCUCCGCCUUCACCCAGGUCCUGGGCCAAGCCACCAAGGCCCCCACCACUAUCCCCACCCUUGGUGGAUCUGCUCUCUUUAGCCUCACCAGCCCACUAGCUUCCACUGCCUCUACAACAGCAUCCACCACCACCCCAGCCACUACAACAGAAACUGCCGGAAGCACCAAUCCGCUCAUGGCCUCCGUGUUCAAGCCCGUCUUUUGGGCCCCGCCCACCACCGCAGCCCCGCCUACCUCGGCCCCGGGAAGCCAACCCGCCGCAGCCCCCACCUUCAAGCCUCUCUUUGGAAGUGCCACCUCCAGCAGUGCAUUUGGGCAGUCCCUCUCCAAGACCACCAUGGCGGCGGCCCCCUCCCCGACCCCGCAGCUGUUCGGCGGGGUUUCUAACAGCACCGCCGGGCUCCCGGCCGCCUCCACCAAGCCGGCCGCCCAGCCGCCGGCGGCCAAGUCGCUGUUCGGAAACUGGAGCGCGGCGCCCGCGACGACCGCUCCCUCGGCCGUCACGCCCGCCCCCUCCGCGGGGGGGAGCGCCUUCCAGUUUGGCACGGCGGCCACGGCGGCUCCCCCUCCCAGCUCCACGGUGACAACCUCCGGCGGUAACGGCGCCUUCACGUUUGGCACCAUGACCACGGCCUCCUCCGCCACCAUGCAGCCUGCCCCCCCGGCCCAGGCCAAGCCCCAGGGAGGCUUCACAUUCGGCCAGGCUGCAUCCAGCCAGGGCUCCGCCCCAGGGACCUUUGGCGGUUUCGGCAUGGGCAGCGUCGGUGCGACGACCACUAGCGCCGCCGCGCCGCCGGCGACUCAGUCCUCCUUUGCUUUCGGGAAGCCGUCGUUCGACACCCCCUCUGCCACCGCGUUCCCAAGCACGACUCAGGCCCCCGGGGCCACGGGAAAGCCGUUUGCGUUCGGGUCGAGCGCGACCAGGGCCCCUCCAGCGUCCGCCCCCGCUCCCUUCGCCUUUGGGGGAGGAGCCGCUAGCACGGCGGCCUCUGCCUUCGGGGGAGGAGCUACUGGCACGGCGGCCUCUGCCUUCGGGGGAGGAGCCACCGGCACGCCGGCCUCUGCCUUCGGGGGAGGAGCCGCCAGCACGGCGGCCUCUGCCUUCGGGGGAGGAGCCGCCAGCACGCCGGCCUCUGCCUUCGGGGGAGGAGCCACCAGCACGCCGGCCUCUGCCUUCGGGGGAGGAGCCACCAGCACGCCGGCCUCUGCCUUCGGGGGAGGAGCCACCAGCACGCCGGCCUCUGCCUUCGGGGGAGGAGCCCCUACCACGGUGGCCUCUACCUUCGGGUCCUCCGCCAAGCCGGCAUUUGGAAGCGGUUCCACCGGCUUUGCGUUCGGCAGCACCACAACCCCCUCGGCCGCCGCCGCCCCACCUGCCUUCGGCUCGGCCACCCAGACCGCCGGCGCGUCGCUCCCUCCCCCCGCCUCCACAUUCACCUUCGGCGGUGGGCUGCCGCAGCACAAUCCAGCCACCCCUGCCCAGCCCGCCAGCGGUGGAUUCAACUUUGGCGCGGCCAUUUCAGGCAGUCAGUUUGGAAGCCCUAUUCCAAACAACCCCGCCACACAGACACCCGGCUUCAACUUUGGCGCGGCGGCUGCUAAGGACAUGCCUGCCUUCGGGACGUCCACUCCUGCUUUCGGCCAGAGUGCAGCUCCAGGGCCCAUUCCGUUUGGAACCCCAGGAACCCCCGUCCAAGGCUUCAACACACCGUCACCUUUUGGCUCCCCGUCGACCCCCUCCUUCUCCAUCGGCGCAGGCUCCAAGCCAUCAGGGGCACGGCAGAGGCUGCAGGCCCGGAGACAGCACCCCAGGAAGAAGUAACCUAGAGCAGACACACGGGGAGGGGAGAGAGCCUCCGCCCAUCCGUCAUGGCUGUGGACCCAUGGCAACCUUCAGAGAAGCUGAACUGCUGCUGCUGCUAUGGUUAAUAUAGCGAAUAUGGCUUUUCCCAUCACCAAACCCCAGGCCAACAGCCCCCCCCUCCACCCCCUUAUACUCUUUAUGUCCUCCGGACAGCCUGGGCUGGCCUGAUGUGUGGUACAGCGCUAGCAAGAGUGAGACCCCCCCCCCCCCCCCUUUCUCCCAGUCCCCCCCCCCCCCUGCACUCUACUGACAAUAUAGAGGUUGUCACAAGGAAGGAAAGAAGAGGAUAGGAGACCGAACGAUGCCAUGUAUUAUACUUGAAAAGAGAGACGAAACUUGAGAUGAUUUGACGAAAGCAAAAGCAUAUCCAAACAAAAGGACUCUUCCCAGCCGUACGGGACUCCCUUGUCGCGAUCUGAGCAAAAAGGAGUGGGUACCGAUCGAUUCGAAAGUCACACCCAAGGAGCUAGAGCAUCGGGGCUUCAAUGUUUUUAUUUUUGUACUGAGAUGCCUGCGCAGGGGCUGUAGGGUUACCAAGUUGUAUCAGGGCUGAACAUAGAUGUGUUCUCCGGCGAAAAUGCCCAUCGUCACACACAGGGCUUGUGUACAAUUCAAUUGGUCCCAAAACCCAAUGUAGCCAACAUGUGCAAGAGCUGUCUUAAAAAGGAAAAGUCGAGUUCACUUUAUGGAUGGGAAUUUUUUUUUAAAUUUGAUUUGAAUUUUCUUUCCAAUUGGUAGUGUAUUCCUCAUUCUUAAUAAUGCGUAUGUUUAAUCUGCUCGUGGAAAGGAGACCGUUUCAGCGAUAUGUUGAAGUGCAACAAGUAGAGGGCCCUUGCAUCAGUGUCACGUGGCAUUUGUUAAGCAUUCCCUUGUUCAAACUUCCUUGAGACUUGUUCAGCCUGUUUUUUUUUUUGGUUUUUGACCUUGAUAAAAUAAGGCUAAUUCAGUCCUUUUUCAUUUUGAACAUGCUUUUCUGGACAAUGUGAGUGCCAGAGUUGCUGUUGUGGCGUCAGUGUAAAUAGGCUACCUUGAACAUUGCGCUGAAAAACCAAAGCCCAUUUUUAAGCUUUGCCCCGUGAAAGUCUCCUACCACCUAUUAAGUUUUGUGAUAUGUACCAGACUACCUCUGUGCCCUCCAUCCCCCUCUCUCAAUCUUCCCCCACAUCCUAAAAAUAGGUAGCUUUCAUGACAGACCUUGGCAAUAUUGGCUUGUUGAAAUGUUGUUGGUUUUUUACAAUGGGAUAUAACCAAGCUGAAAGGCUGACCGCUAAAGUAUUUGCCUCCAGCUUCCACCUAGUCCAUACUCAAACAUCAAAGUAGAGACGUGUGUGUGUGUGUGUGAUCCCUAAAUGGGGUCAAAUCCUUGUCCUACAGCUUCACAAAUAUGCAGGCAAAUUUCCACCCAGCAACGAAGCACCGCAUUCAGCCAUCAAACUGUGUUGCUAGAUAUGUUGACCGAUAUUACAUGUUUUCAAGGCCAUUAUGUACCGCAUAGUAUGUCCAGAUUCCCUGCCACACGCACACACAACCACAACACCCCCCCCCCCCUUAACAUUCUAUCGCCAUGCCUACAAAGGCAAGCAAACACUAUAGCCCAACUGCCAUCUGUAUACUCAAACCAAGACAAAGAUGAGCGCACCUCUUUAAACGAGCUCAGCUUGGAACUCCACUUAUGCAUUGAACUGACAUACUGCAGUACAUGAUUGACACCCCCCCCCCUCCCCCAGGUUCUGUCUUGUGUAUAUGCUUGCCACUAUAUUUGCCUUGGUGAGUCUGGCUUGGAGGAAAAGUUGUGAUUGGCGGCAUAUUGGUAGUGCCGGACAUGGUUUUACCUGCAUGCUAACCGGGGGCUAGGUUAGGAGAAUUUGUGGAGGGUGGGUGGUGGGAGGGGACUGGGUCUGGAGUUUUGUUAACAAUUUAUUGACAAACUGUAUGAUGAUACAAGUGAAUUGUUCAAAUUUUACCAAGUAGGAGAGCUUGUUCUUGUCAUUUAAUGCUGGAUUGAAACUCAGGACUAAAGGAAUUGAAGGGGAAAUUGUCUUCUUUUCAAGUGAAACCGAACUUCUGUCGAACCGUUUAUCGUUUCACUAACCAUGUAGGUUAUUUAUGUAAAAUUACCUCGGAAAUUAAGAAGUGUUCAGCCCCUCAUGGAGAUGAUUUUGAACUCUUACUUUUAGUAAGAAUUAUCUCUUCUGGUCGAGCCAGGUAGUGAUUGUAAGAGAAGUGCGUGAAUGUGUGUGUGUGGGGCAUGAUUUGGCUGAAUAGUGGCAACAGAUGCUAAAACUGAGAAAAAUGGGAAGGGGGGGGGCAAGGGGAAAUGCGCACAGACUUUAUUUUUGUAUUCAAGCAGGUUGCCUUUUAGAAUUCCUUCAAGCUUGGCUCACUGAGGCAUUGGUCUUUAGUUAGUUGUGAAUGACUUUUUCUAAUUCGUUAAGUUUUCCUCAACCUACUGCAUUGGUGGAAUAAAAUUGUCUAUAAAAGUUUCCCUUUGUAAGAGUUCACUUCUUUUAUACGAGAGAGCACUAGGUCUGCUACUGUGAGUGUACUGUAUGUGAAUGCUGUCUUAUUGUGGACAGUACAAGCCUAACGAGCAUGUAAAUUGUGUUGCUUAUAGAGACUUUUUGGUGACUUCAUGUGUAGGUGUGCGUUUGAGUUUAGGCAAAUUAAUUUGUCAGUUGUGGUACAUUUGAGUUCCUUGUCCAUUCAUAUAUGCACCACAAUUCCAAAAUGUAACUUAUGUUCAUUUUAUUUUCGUUACAUUUCAACAUCCCUUUAAAAUAACAACUCUUCACUGUCCAGUUUAAUCACUGGGAUCAUCUGCCACAAGAUUGUUGGUGGGAAUGUCUCAUGCUAGAGGCUCAUUGUGUUGUGAUAUUUGAUUUGCUUGUGCAUCCACUGAACACUGAAGAAACCUGGUUUAGAUAUAUAUGGUGAUGGAAGUGUAAAAUAACUUUCAAAUUGGUUCGGGAAUCCUCAAUUGAUGUGGAUGUCAUACUUGCACAACUGAAAAGCACAAAACAAAGAAUGUAGUCGUAGGGUUGGAAUCAAAACAAAUCUAGUGUGCUAUACCCAUUUGUACAAUGACUAAUGAACAUGUGUACUUCAUGUCAAACCCUCUUAUUUAAGCCUCGUGUUCAUGUGUUUGGAAGACGUUUUUGAGCUUUGAUUGUGGCUGUACUGUACAGUAUGGACGAAGGAUGUCAGCUUAUGUUUUGUUAGAAUGUUACUGAAAAGACCCCAAAUGGCUGAAAUAUAGAUUUGGUUUUGUUGCAGCAGUGUUCAAGAGCUGGAUGUCUUAAGUUAUGAGUGUUUGCGAGUGCUGUAGCUAGCUGGUGUGGCUGUUAUCUUAUUUAGGAAUGUCGUGAGUGUGUAUGUACGCAGAUUUUUUGGUAAUAAGAGGUGCUUUCCCUUUGGAGGAUGGGAAGGAGUGUGUGUGUGCAGACCUGGAUGUAUUGUAUAAUGGCCUCCCUUCUGCUCAUGAAAUGUACUUGUUUUAAAUAAAUAUGUGAUGACUAU